This is a messenger RNA of Sus scrofa (pig), 6078 nucleotides long. NCBI's taxonomy places the organism in Eukaryota, Metazoa, Chordata, Mammalia, Artiodactyla, Suidae. The record is from RefSeq and is a predicted model, not a curated record.
GCAAGGCCCCGAGUCCUGGAGCAAUCGCAGCCCCAGUUUUAACGCUUAAGACACCGUGGUUGUAAUUUCGACUCCACUAAUGGGCCUUCCCUGAGCAGCACACUCUCUCACUUCGCUCUUUAAGUCACUCUGAAUGCUGGUGAAUUUAUCAUUCUUUGGGUGAUCUGCGCGCGCCCGUGCGUUUUCAUAAAACGAAAGUCAACACGUUUUCGUUACUUCUAAGCAAAUCGAAAAUUCCACUUUCCCGCCGGCUGUUAACUGGAACGUCUGGCCAGCCAGGAGGAACAAGGACAGGGUACCCAAAGCAGAGGCCAUUAGCAGUCUGCGCCUUAAAAAAAAUAAAAGUCCUCACUCCGCCCCCUUCCGCCCCGCCCCGCGUCGCCUCCACUCCUGAGAUCCAAGCAGUCCUCCCUGGUUGCGCGGAACUCCCGGCGUCGCCGCGGGCCUGGAAUCAGGGGUACGGGGCGGGCGGGGCUGAGUUGUAGCCACCUGCUCUUCCACUCGUUGGAGGUCAAGUCCAAGGGAGCAGGCUUGGACCCGGGAGCCGCAACUCCGGAGCCCACGCUGGGCAUAUGGACGCGCCGGGGGACCCCGAAGGCCCACGCCCCCCAGGAGGUGACGGAGAGCCACCGGGCCCGACGCGCCUCGGCGGCUUGGGUCCUGUCUCUUUAACAACGACUGAAGUAGCUUUAGCUUGGUUUGUUAACGAGAGGUGAUGGUCCUCCAGGAAGUGCAAGGGAGACACCCAGCCGGCUUUCGAGAGAGCAGAUUUUUGUGCUGAUAUCAGCAGCUUCCAUUAACUUAGGUUCCAUGAUGUGCUAUUCUAUCCUUGGACCCUUUUUCCCCAAGGAGGCUGAAAAGAAAGGAGCCAGCAACACAGUUAUUGGUAUGAUCUUUGGAUGCUAUGCUUUUUUUGACUUGCUGGCCUCUUUGGUAUUUGGAAAAUAUCUUGUACACAUUGGAGCAAAAUUUAUGUUUGUAGCAGGAAUGUUUGUCUCAGGAGGAGUUACAGUGCUCUUUGGUGUAUUGGACCAAGUACCAGAAGGACCAGUGUUUAUUGCUAUGUGCUUUCUAGUGAGAAUAACCGACGCAAUAAGUUUUUCUGCAGCAAUAACUGCAUCAUCUUCUAUCCUUGCAAAGGCUUUUCCAAAUAACGUGGCUACAGUAAUGGGAAGUCUUGAGAUUUUUUCUGGACUGGGAUUAGUGCUAGGGCCUCCUUUGGGUGGCUUCUUAUAUCAGUCCUUUGGCUAUGAAGUGCCUUUCAUUUUUCUGGGAUGCAUAGUUCUCCUGAUGGUACCCCUCAACAUGUGUAUUUUACCUAAUUAUGAGUCUGAUCCAGGGAAACACUCCUUCUGGAAACUCAUCACUUUACCCAAGGUGGCCUUUUUAUCCUUCGUCAUCACCUCUCUCAGCUCGUGCUUUGGCUUCCUUGAUCCGACCCUGUCCCUCUUUGUUUUGGAGAAGUUUCAUUUACCAGCUGGAUACGUGGGACUGGUAUUCCUGGGUUUGGCGCUGUCCUACACCAUUUCUUCACCACUGAUGGGCCUACUCAGUGAUAAAAUGCCACAUCUAAGGAAAUGGCUUCUAGUUUUUGGAAACUUAAUCACAGCAGGAUGCUACUUGCUCUUAGGACCUGCUCCAGUCUUGCACAUGAAGAGUCAGCUCUGGCUGCUGGUGCUGAUACUAGUCAUAAAUGGUGUCUCUGCUGGAAUGAGUUUAAUUCCAACUUUCCCGGAGAUUCUCAGCUGCGCUUAUGAAAAUGGGUUUGAAGAAGGAUUAAGUACCUUGGGACUUGUGUCAGGUCUCUUUGGUGCAAUGUGGUCAGUGGGUGCUUUUGCAGGACCAACACUGGGGGGAAUUCUGUAUGAAAAAAUUGGUUUUGAAUGGGCAGCUGCUCUACAAGGGCUCUGGGCUCUGACAAGUGGACUCCUAAUGGGCGUGUUUUACUUAGUGGAGCACUCAAGGAGAAGGAGGAGAUCUAAACUUGAAAAUGUCCUCAGCACACAGGAGGAACGGACUGCUCUCCUGCCAGGUGAAACAUAGCCUUAGGAAUCCCAACUGAUACAGGGCUGGGAGGCGCAUGCACCUGGCCUUGAACAGCAAGGUUGGAAGAAUUUUCUUAAUUUUUAUAUGCAAAACUCCAUGGACCACACAGCAACAUCCUGGAAAUGUUAACAUAGUUUUGGGUGAUUCUAUGCUGGACUGUACUUAGGUUUGUCCUGAAAAGCUGGCCUGCUGAACCAGCCAUAUUUGAAACCUUAAAUAUGAGAUGAGCUGUUGAAGAUAACAAAAGUCUGUGGUUUUGAGUGACCAAACUUGACCUUGAAGAUGUUACUGACUCUGGGUUUCCUAUUUGCCCUCUUUACAUUUUUUCUAAGUGCACUACUUGUGUGAGUGUACCUUUUUUUUUUUUUAAUUAACAGGGAAAGAAAUGAUUUGAUAUCUGUAAAAAGAAUAUAAAAGAUAACUCAAAAUAUGCAGAAUAAUAACUGUGAAAUCUGUUUUUAAAAUAUUUGCUUCCUCUCUGUUCUGAGAUGUUUUUGUUCAAAGGCUAAAUUUCAGCCUACCAUGUAAAAAUUCUAUAGCAUAUCCUGGCUCUAAGCUUUUCUAACACUUUUGUUUGUGUGGAAGAUACAAGAAUAAUAUGACUUAAUACUUCCAGUCUUUUAGCAGGCUUUGAAUUAUAAUCUGGAUUUAUAAAUAAUAAUUGGUAUAAUACUAUUAAUUUUCCUUAAUGUCUCUGUUUCAGCUCGGUAUACAUAUACAUAUAUAUAUAUAUAAGUAUAUAUGUAUUUUUUUUGCUCAUUCCCAGAGCAAGUGAGCCCACAGUAAUGUUUGUUCUCUCUUCGGCAAGGAGUUGCUCUGACUUCAUGUGAAGUCCAUGCUCUUGUUUGAAGUGAGUGAAUCUGCUGUGCAACUCUUAUGCUUCCUAGUUUCCAUAGUGUAGGAGCCACAUUUACACCCUCCUUUUAAUAGAAGAAAUGUUUUUUAAAAUAUCUAUUUAUUAAUUUAAAAAUGUUUGUGGAAUACCUUCUUUGAACUGACACUGUGCUUGGUGUUAGGGAUUUAGCUGUGAAUAAGAUAAACACAGUCUCUGCCUUUAUAGAACUAAUAUUCCAGUGACAAACAAUAAAUAAAUACCAGAAUCUCUAUUAUCUUACAGAGAUGCUAUGAAGGAAAAAACCUGGCAAUAUGAAAGAGUAAUUGGAGUUCCUGUCGUGGCUCAGCAGGAACGAACCUGACUAGUAGCCAUGAGAACUCGGGUUUGAUCCCUGGCCUUGCCCAGUGGGUUAAUGAUCCCACGUUAUCAUGAACUGUGGUGUAGAUCUGGCAUUGGAUCUGGCAUUGCUGUGGCUGUGGUGUAGGCCGGCAGCUGCAGCUCUGAUUCGACCCCUAGCCUGGGAACUUCUGUAUGCCAUGGGUGUGGCCCUCAAAAGACCAAAAAAAAAAAAGAAAGAAAGAAAGUAAUUGAGAGUAAUUGGCUGGGCUUGAUUAGGUGUGGGAUCCUGAGAGAAGCCCUCUCCAUGGAGGUGGGGCUUUUGAACCGACAUCUGAAGAAUGAGCAUAUGCAAAAGGGCUUGCCAGUGGUCGAGAGAAAGUCAGGGCCCACGUGGCUGGAGUCUGGUAAAGAAAGUUUUUUAAUGGAGGACACUGGAAUUUACUAUUUCCAGAAGGUCAUUUUGCAUUUGUGUGUACAAGGUCAGUGGUGAUGCUCAUCCCCGGAGGUAGAUGGAGAUCUUUGGAAGCUUUGAGAGAGACAUCAAUGGUUUGGACCAGGCAGGUGGUGGUAAAGUGGGGAGAAAAGGAUGUCUUUGGAAGUGGAACCAACAGGACUUGCUAUUGUGUUUGGGAAAUGAGAGAGGAAUUCAGCAUGACUCCUAGUUUUUAUGUUUUUUGUUUUUUAGGAUGACUCCUAGUUUUGGCUUGAGGGUGUAGGUGGUCAGAGGUACCUCUUAGUGAAAUGGGGAAGAAUGGAAGCAAAACAGAUCCUGAAGGUGCAAAUUAAACCAUGACAGGACACCUUUUCACACUACCAGAAGGGGAAGAAAAAUUAAAAGGCUCAUAAUACCCAGGUUGGAUAAGAAGGACAGCAGUUGGACCUAGGAACCGGACCAUCUCAUAAGACUGCUGGGCAUUAGGUGCCAAAAUUGAAGAUUUACAAAUCCCGGGAAUGCUUCAUUCCCCUCUGUAAUUCCCCCAAGUCCCUUGGUCUGAUCCAGUGCCCACCAAGCAGAGUGACCUGUCACCUUGCCCCUGCUUCCUGGAGCAGCACCAGGACAGAGUGUGACCCCAACCCGCUGCACUCGUGGGGGGUGCAGAAGAGCCAGGUCUCCAUCGCAUUGGUUAAAUUGCCCUGCUUCCCCCCCCCCCCCGCCCCGCGCCGCCCCCCGUGCUUUUCUACCGUAGAUGCAGACUCUGGCUAGCCCGCUGCCCCUCCCUCCAGCAGCCGAGGAUGGGGCUGAACGCCAGCAGUUCCAACUUCUGCCGCUGGAGGCCGCUAUUAAAGCACCGCAGGAAUUAGCUGGUAGCUCACCGCGGCAUCAAGGGCGCCUGGCUCGCUCCGCCCCCAGCCGGCGGCUCCGCAUCACUUAGGACAGUCAGUGUCUAAACCGGCCCUGUUGACUGUUGGGAGGUCAAGGUCAAGGCAAAGAUUCCAGUCCUCCUGGGGAGAUAGCUUUUAGUUCCCACUCCCAACACUCAGCUGUCAAUAUCUACUGUGGGUACCAGUGUAUUUAAAAAAGCUUUGUACAAAACCAAUUUUGCCCUUUUCCAUCUUAUGAUUCUGAAGUAUGAAUGUUGACAAAAAAAGUAAAAAUGUAAGAAACGAUAGUAGAACUAUGAACAAUAAAACCAAAAGAUAGGUCAGAACUAUCAAAGGAAAUCUGUUUGUAUUCAUAUUUGUAAAUAUUUGUAUUUUAUUUAUUAUUAUUAUGUUUGCCUUUUUGCCUUUUCUAGGGCGGCUCCCGCGGCAUAUGUAGGUUCCCAGGCUAGGAGUCGAAUCAGAGCUGUAGCCGCUGGCCUACACCAGAGCCACAGCAACGCGGGAUCCGAGCCACGUCUGCAACCUACACCACAGCUCGCGGCAACGCCGGAUCCUUAACCCACUGAGCAAGGCAGGGAUAGAACCUGCAACUCAUGGUUCCUAGUCGGAUUCGUUAACCACUGAGCCACGAUGGGAACUCCUAUAUAUUUGUGUUUUAAAUGUAACAAAGAUGCCCAGUUUAAACUCUUUUUCUUUUUUUAAAUGAGCCUGAAUGUAGAAUAUAAUAAAUAAGCGGUAUCUUUUAUGUUACAAUCAUAUUGCAACCUGUACAUACAUGACAUAUAGACUAAUCAAAGGAAAAAUAAAAAGGGCAAAUAAACUCCCAAAUUCUCUAACUUUAAAAAAAAAAUUUAAUUAUUAAAAAUUUUUUAAAUUAUCUUAAAAAAAUUUUUUUUGAGGUAAUUACUGAUUCACAUGCAGUUGCAUGAAAAAAUUCACAGAGGUCAUCCGUACUCUUUACCUAGAUGCCCUCAAUGGUAAUGUAAGGGAGAAACCUUACUGAGGGAGCUUUAGUGGUCCUGCCCAGCCAUUGGUUGGCAAUGCAGUGAGCCCUUACCAAUAGCCAUUGGCUGUAAGUGACUGACCAUUGGCCCCUCCUCCUCCCCUUCCUGUGUAUAAAAGAAGACCGAAUUUGGAUUGAGAGAAGAUGGUUUUUUGAGACACUAGUCUGCCAUCUUCUUGGCCGGCUAGCUUUCCAAUAAAAGUCAUUAUUCCUUGCCCCAGUAAUUUGUCUCUGUCACCCUCACUUGCUCAUUAAUUUUUGACAACCACUAAUCUGUUCUCCAUUUCUGUAAUUUUAUCGUUUCAAGAAUGCUGCAUAAAUGGAAUCAUUUGGUAUGUUAUCUUUGGGGAUUGGCUUUUUUUCAUUCAGAAUAAUGCUCUUGAAAUCCACCCAUCCUGUGUGUGUCAGUGGUUUAUUCCUUGUUGAGUAGUAUUCCAUGCUGUGGACAUACAGCUUGUUUAUUUUUCCACCGAAGGACAUCUGGAUUGUUUUCAGUUUUGGGGUGUAAAAUAAAUAAAUGUGAACAUUCAAG